Messenger RNA from Colletotrichum fioriniae, 1032 nucleotides. The record is from RefSeq and is a predicted model, not a curated record. NCBI's taxonomy places the organism in Eukaryota, Fungi, Ascomycota, Sordariomycetes, Glomerellales, Glomerellaceae.
AUGGUCGCUUCACCUUUGCGCCCGUCUGACAUCGAGGCCGCCUACCAAGGCUACAUUCCCGAAUCCUCCUCCGACGUGGUCGAUCACCGCUCGAGCAUAUUCGACUCCGAAGCCGAUGCGCAGGUGGAUUGGGACCCCGAGUCUGAUUCACAGUCGCAGUCACAGCUUGCAGAGUCCGAUUCAGAGUCCUUGAUGUCGCUCGAGAUUGACCCUCACGAUCCGCUAUUUAACGACUCUGACCCUUUCUCUCCCGAUCUUGCCGACGAACUUGAACUUGCGCUUCUCGCCGAAAUGGACCAGUUGCCACAGCUCCGCGAACAAAGGAUGGCACCCCCAGGUGGCCGAGAUGAAGGCACGCGAGGGCAACUUGGAGGCGGCGCGGCCCGUCACAAUGGCUCUGGCGAUGUUCUUGUGGAUCUGGAGCUGUACUUCGAACAGGGUAGAAACGAGAGGAGACCUCAAAACAAUCAAAACGGCCCUGCCGAUGUCAUCGACUUGACCAACGAACCCGACAGCCCUAUCCAGAGACACGCGCCUCGACCUCCGAUGAAUCCCAGAAGGCAACAUUCCCAAGGCAGGAACCCGCCGUCUUUCACGCGGAGUGACAGUAGCAUUCUCGCCAGCAACGCACCGCCUGUCAUCGACCUUACCGACGACUCACCCGAAGUUCCGCGAAGACUCCACCAAGCUCCGCCUCCCCCUAGACCUGGAUAUACGAGGGACACCGCCUCUGAUCUGGUCGUGAUAUGUCCAGCAUGCAACGAGGAGCUGGCUUACGACCCUGACGUGCCUGUCAACGGGAAGCAACCUGCGCGGAAGGGCAAUAAGCGCCAGCGCAGCGAACAUCACUUCUGGGCCCUGAAAGGUUGCGGACAUGUUUACUGCGAAGACUGCUACGAGAACCGCAAGCCGGUAGCUAAGCGCCCGAAUACCGGAUUUGGGCGCGACGAUGAAAGCAAACUUACCUGUGCAGUCGACGGUUGCGAAACGCAGGCUACGAACAAGACGGCCUGGGUUGGAAUCUACCUUUGA